Molecule: messenger RNA, 1781 nt
Organism: Cladocopium goreaui
Lineage: Eukaryota; Dinophyceae; Suessiales; Symbiodiniaceae
Source: the annotation of a GenBank genome assembly
AAGGACACAUUCAUCGCCCGGCGCAGAACAAACGGCCGCCAUCGGUCGCGGAAAGCCAUGUGUCCAGUGCCAUGGAGGAUGCGGCUGCCUUGGAUCGGCGCUGGCCCCCGAGACAGGUGCCAGCGGACCUGGAGGCGGAAGCGCAGCGGCUCUUGGACUGGGCCCAUGGCGACUGGGCCCCCACAGGCGGUGCCGCGGCAGCGACAGCUUCGCCCGCGCGUCGCCCAGCGCCCAGCGUGGGCGUCGCUGCGACGUCGGUGGCGCAUGGGUCGAGCUAUUUGGGGGGCAGAGAGGAUCCGUGGCAGGACAUCCUCAACGCUCGCGACGCGGGCGGCUUCUGCGAGGUGCCACGCUCGCUGCUGCGGCAGCUGCGGCGAGAGGGCGAGGCCCAGCUUGCAGAGAUUGCCGAGUUGCGAGCACAACUCGCAAGGCUGCCGGAUUUGGAGGAUGAAGUGCUGCAGAUGGAAGCGGAACUGCAGGAGCUGCAGAGCAACUGUGUGGUGACCGCCAACGAGAUUGAACUCCGGAAGCUGGAGGCGGAAACGUUGGAGAAGGAAACGGAUCGGCUUUACAACGAGAAGGAGGAACGCGUGAAACGCCUCGAAAUGCUCAAUGCGCAGGCAGAUGAGAUCGAGUUUUGGCUCGAUGCUGCCGGCCAUGCGCCGGUGGGGCCCGAGGGCCGCGCGCGCGUGGAGCGCUACCGGGCGGCGGCCGCCCAGGCGGCCGCAGAGCAGGCGCGGCGCGCGGCGGGCGACACGGCGUCGCUGGAGAUGGCGAGUGAUGCAGCGGUCGUUUUUUCGCCCAUGCAGUGGAAGGAGUCCUUUCAACAGGAAAGCGAGGGACUUCUCGAAGCCUCGGAGCUCGAGGACUUGGAGAAAUUUAUGGAGGCGAUCAAUCCCUCAGGUCGCUCAUUGACCUCCGACGAGGUGAAAGCUGCCGCGGGCAAUCCCCAGCUGGGACUCUCCAGACACCUGCGAGGCUUGGUGGCCAAAGUCACCUCCGAAGCCAUGAAAGAUGCCGCGGGUGGAGGUGGAGCACCUGCUGACGCAGCGCCUGCGGCGCAGCCUGCGUCUUCAACAGCGUCUACAUUGGCUGUGCCAGCUGAGGUGACGCUGGAACCAGUGGAAGCUUCGCCAGACAAGGAAAAGCAGGAGGAGUCGAAAGGUGCCUCCGUGGCUUCCGCGGCGGCGAAGGCAGAGUCGGUGAAACCACCCGCUGCCUCAGAGCCAGCGAAAAGCGCCGCCGCAACCGCCUCCGCAACGGCGGCGAAGGACUCAAAAGCUGCCCCUCCAACAGAUGCCGCGAGCACGGCGAAGGUAGAGCCGAAACCGUCUGCCCUCGACUUAGCGGCUGCUAUCGCGACCACAGCAGCCAAGGCUCCGGUGGAAGAAGAGGCGGAAGAGGACGCAUUCUUCACGAAAGAUGAAUGGAUGGAGUUCUUUCAAGAAGAUGAAGAUAUCUCGCAAGAGGACUUAGAAGUCUUGGACCCUUUGUUGGUGAAGAUGGACACCUCAGGCGACGGCCAGAUCUCGCCCGAGGAGAUCACGGCGGCGCUGGCGGAUCCCAAAUUCCAGAUGCCGCAGGUGGUCCGUUUGAAACUCAUCGAGUUCAUGAAGAGCGUCGGGUGAUUUUUGGAGCUCGGCUGGCGAGAUUCGGCCCCUGUUUUCUGGAAACGACCGAGCGCCCACGAGCUGCGGGAGCUCAAUGGGGGAUCUCGGCGAAGGAGCAUUGCCAACGCGGUCACGAUGUCAGCUGAAACUGGCGAAGGGCGAGGGGGAAAA